Homo sapiens (human) is the source of this 3346-nucleotide messenger RNA. RefSeq names its product glycine receptor alpha 2 (gene GLRA2). The transcript has 10 exons. Gene Ontology annotation, cellular component: synapse; plasma membrane; postsynaptic membrane. Gene Ontology annotation, biological process: monoatomic ion transmembrane transport; regulation of postsynaptic membrane potential; excitatory postsynaptic potential. Gene Ontology annotation, molecular function: monoatomic ion channel activity; transmitter-gated monoatomic ion channel activity; extracellularly glycine-gated chloride channel activity. The coding region runs from base 709 to 2019 and encodes 436 amino acids. The record is from RefSeq and is a predicted model, not a curated record. NCBI's taxonomy places the organism in Eukaryota, Metazoa, Chordata, Mammalia, Primates, Hominidae.
GUCUCAUUCUAUAGCCCUCAUUCCAGCACAGGAUCUCAGCAAUUUUUCCCUCUUCCCCCCACCCACUCCAGCGCGCAGAGUCCUUUCUUCUCUCUCAUUUACAACUUCUUUUUAAAAGAAAACAUUUUCUAGAAAAAGGGCUUUGCUAAACAGAAAAGAUAUAAAACAAAAGCCACAGCUAUCUAGCAUGGCAUUGUCACCAACUCCCUUUGCAUGGUGAUGCGAUUAAGGUAGCAGCAUUUUUAUUAUUCAGGAAAAGCAGCUGGGGGAUUCAUCAGUUCUGAGGCUUUGUCUUUCUGGGUUAACUGAUGGUCCCAAGCCUCGGUUUGACCUGACCAUGAUGCCCAGGACUGGCACUUUUUCUUUUUUCUCAGCAAACUGUACAAAACCAAAUCUCUUUUUGAUUUUCAAGGAAACUAGGUUCCUGCCAAAUUUUGAAUCUGGACAAUAAACAGACACUUUGUCCUAGCAUCUUUCUGGAAUCAUUUCGGGAUAUUUUCCACAAGCAACACAGAAACAGGAAUGAACCGGCAGCUAGUGAACAUUUUGACAGCCUUGUUUGCAUUUUUCUUAGAGACAAACCACUUCAGGUUUACACCUCCUACUAUGAUUAAGAAAAAAUAUAGGCUGGUUUUUAUUAGAAUCAUCAUCAUCAUCAUCAUCCUCACCACCACCACCAUCAUAAUCAAAUAAUACUUGAUUAAUCAGAUGAAUCUGCAUAUGAGAAUGACGGCUUUCUGCAAAGACCAUGACUCCAGGUCUGGAAAACAACCUUCACAGACCCUAUCUCCUUCAGAUUUCUUGGACAAGUUAAUGGGAAGGACAUCAGGAUAUGAUGCAAGAAUCAGGCCAAAUUUUAAAGGUCCUCCAGUAAACGUUACUUGCAAUAUUUUUAUCAACAGUUUUGGAUCAGUCACAGAAACGACCAUGGACUACCGAGUGAAUAUUUUUCUGAGACAACAGUGGAAUGAUUCACGGCUGGCGUACAGUGAGUACCCAGAUGACUCCCUGGACUUGGACCCAUCCAUGCUAGACUCCAUUUGGAAACCAGAUUUGUUCUUUGCCAAUGAGAAGGGUGCCAACUUCCACGAUGUCACCACUGACAACAAAUUGCUACGGAUUUCGAAAAAUGGCAAAGUGCUCUACAGUAUCAGACUCACCUUGACCUUAUCCUGUCCCAUGGACUUGAAGAACUUUCCGAUGGAUGUCCAGACCUGUACAAUGCAGCUGGAGAGUUUUGGGUACACGAUGAAUGACCUGAUAUUUGAGUGGUUAAGUGAUGGUCCAGUGCAAGUUGCUGAAGGAUUGACCCUGCCCCAGUUUAUUUUGAAAGAAGAGAAGGAACUUGGCUACUGUACAAAGCACUACAACACUGGAAAGUUUACCUGCAUUGAGGUCAAGUUUCAUCUGGAACGCCAAAUGGGAUAUUAUUUGAUCCAGAUGUACAUCCCAAGCCUGCUUAUAGUAAUUUUGUCCUGGGUUUCCUUUUGGAUAAAUAUGGAUGCAGCCCCUGCCAGGGUCGCACUGGGCAUCACCACAGUCUUAACGAUGACCACCCAGAGUUCAGGCUCCAGGGCAUCUCUGCCAAAGGUCUCCUAUGUAAAAGCGAUUGACAUCUGGAUGGCGGUGUGCCUUCUGUUUGUGUUUGCUGCCUUACUGGAAUACGCAGCGGUGAACUUCGUCUCCAGGCAACACAAGGAGUUCCUGCGCCUCCGAAGAAGACAGAAGAGGCAGAAUAAGGAAGAAGACGUUACUCGUGAAAGUCGUUUUAAUUUUAGCGGUUAUGGGAUGGGUCACUGCCUCCAAGUGAAAGAUGGAACAGCUGUCAAGGCCACACCUGCCAACCCACUCCCACAACCGCCAAAAGAUGGAGAUGCUAUCAAGAAGAAGUUUGUGGACCGGGCAAAAAGGAUUGACACGAUAUCUCGAGCUGCCUUCCCAUUGGCCUUCCUCAUUUUCAACAUCUUUUACUGGAUCACAUACAAGAUCAUUCGGCAUGAAGAUGUCCACAAGAAAUAGAUGUGCCCUACAGACCCUGGGACCUUCUUGCCUCAGUGUUGUGCUUGUAAAUACACAGUGAAAUUGUCUUUAUAUCACUUUGACAGAGGAGAAGAUUGAGGGAGGGGGGAGGGAGGGUCAUGGGGGUGGGUUUCCUGGCACCUACAUGAAAAAAAAGACAAGUUAUAUGGGUGAUGAAGAAAACUGCACAAAAUUAAGGGGUUGCAGAAUCACGGGAGCAUAAUAAUUCCCUUCCAUAAUCUUUAGCAUUGUUCUUUCAGUCAGACAUGAUAUGCGCAACAUUCAGACAUGAUAUGCGCAUCAUUCAGACAUGAUAUGCGGGGUCAAGUUCUUAAGGGCUGUUUGCCUUUUGGUCCUUUUGGUUUGGUUUGGCUUUGACUAAUUCUGGUACUGAAAAGUUAGCUAUACACACACACACACACACACACACACACACACACACACACACACACACACACACACACAAACUUCAAAAAUGCUUAACCAUCUGACCAUAGUGACUAGCCUAUAGUGAGUCGAGGACCAAACUUUUUCAGGAAAAUGCUGCCUCGUUUUUAAAACAAGCCUCCUAAGCUAUGUUCUUUACAAUGUCUGUAAUUAGUGUUUCACUUGAGAAAGCCUUUUGUGGGUCGUAAAUUAUUUCUACUUAUCCAGUAAAUAACAAUGACAAAAUAAACACCAAUGACAGAAAAAUUUCUACUUUACUGUCCAUAUAGGUGUGCAUUUUAAUAUUUUUCUUUCCAAGAUAAAAUUUUGAAACUUAAAUUGUGUAUUGUGUAAUUAAUUUGAUAGUGUACCCUCUUAAUAAAUGCCCACUUUAUUUUAUAUCCAAGUUAGUGCAUUAUAUAUAUAUUUUUGCUUUGGCUAUAUUUACACGUGACUUUAAUCGCCCAACUGUGACUAGUCAUUGCAGCUACUCAGCUACAGUAUUUAUGGAGAUGGUGUGUCCUGAACAGUGUAGCUCAGGUCAGCUUGAACUUUCCAUUUCUGCUCUCAUUGUAGGUGUAACUACUAGUCCUAAUGUCAACUGACCCAUGAUUUCUACUGUCAGUCAAUAUAAGUGAACAUUGUUUUAAAUAUCCUUAACUAACUUAAAGAAUUUUAAAAUUGUACUGUGAUUUUCAUAACCCGUUGCCUUUUUGGUACCAGAGCUACGUGGUUUGAAUUCUGGCUACAUGUUUUAAGUAAGAAAAAAAAAGACGUAUUUUUGCUUACUCAGAUAAAAGACAACCUGUAAAAAUAUAAUAAUUAAAUUUUACAUGUGCUGUACAAGGGGUUAUUUUAAAAAGCAUUUGUUCAAUUUCAAUAAAGCUAAGUGUGCCGCAAA